Loa loa (African eye worm) is the source of this 1428-nucleotide messenger RNA. RefSeq lists its product as hypothetical. Gene Ontology annotation, biological process: post-transcriptional tethering of RNA polymerase II gene DNA at nuclear periphery; RNA export from nucleus; protein import into nucleus. The coding region runs from base 1 to 1428 and encodes 475 amino acids. Gene Ontology annotation, molecular function: structural constituent of nuclear pore. The record is from RefSeq and is a predicted model, not a curated record. Gene Ontology annotation, cellular component: nuclear pore; nuclear pore cytoplasmic filaments. The transcript is spliced from 10 exons. Lineage: Eukaryota; Metazoa; Nematoda; Chromadorea; Rhabditida; Onchocercidae.
AUGGCCCUCAUUCAUGAUUAUAUUCUGCAGGAUUGUUUGGGUCAGCAGCGCCUUCUGGUGGAUUAUUUGGAACAGCUGCAAAAACCUCGACCGUUACAGGAAAGUGGUUUGAUGGGAACUGCUGGAGUGACUACGAUUUCAACGGUUUCUGGACCUUUCGGAAAUACAUCAGUAACAACAACACAAGCUUUAUUUGGUGUCACGCCUGCUGCAACUGCUACCGGAAGUCUUUUUGGAAAACCAACAACGGGUUUGUUCAGCAAUCCGGCAACUGUUACAACUGCUUUAACUGGUGGACUUUUUGGUGCAGAUGGAGCAACGACGGUUACAACUGCAAAAGGAUUGGGAGGAACGGGUACACUUGCAACUACCGGUUUGAUACCCAGUAACUUGGGUGUUGCCGGUGCUGCGGCAUCUGGAAGUCCAUUGGAAGCUGAAGUACAGCAAGUGGUUAUGGAUCUGUUUAAUCUGUUGCGGGACCAGAUUAAGAAAAACCAUGAAUUAAGCGUUGAAUUUGCUAUGAAUCGCGCAGACUCAUGCUUGCACAUGGAUGAAAAGAUAGAUGAAUUGGUUAGAACACGUGUGAAAAACGCUGAUAUUAUACGUUUAGCAAAAGAUAGAGCGGAAGAAUUACUUGAGAAAAUGCAGCGAGACUUACGGGCAGCAGAGCAGGUACGUCGACGGCAGAAAGAGAUUUCAAAAAACCCACUCUUCGGUCGCAAACAAGCAUUGUCUUAUUUGCUCGCAGUUUGUAUCGAACACGAAAAUACCGUGCGAGAAUUUUGGGGGACAUUGCAAUUAUUGCAGGAGAGAAUUGAUGCGAAAUUAAAUAAGAAAGGAAUAACCACAAAGCAGGAUCUGCAGAAACAUUUUGAGCAUUAUGACCAAACAUUCAAAGUUAUUUGUUCUGAUGUAUAUCGUUGUAAAAUACAAAUCGAAGAUCUCAAGGAUGGAUUUUUGGAACAUCAAAAGCGUACCGUUCCAUAUACACCAAAUCCAUUUGAACAACGGAAAUCGAAGCAUAUUGAAAAGCCAAUUGCGGAACGGAGAUUCACCGGCGCAGAUGCGUUCCCUUCACAAGUAACAAUGAUGAAAAUUGGUGAAAUGGCGAAACCUUCUUCAACACCACAACAAACGGCAGGAGUAAGUGGAUUUGGCACAUCGGGUUCGUUAUUUGGUUCAAAAACUUUCGGUACUUCUGCCUUCUCUUUCAAUCCAUCAAUUACAAACACAACAGCACCAUUAUUCAAAUCUUUCUCCACUACUAGUUCAGCAUCGGCUCCUCUUUUCGGCACCUUAGCGACAUCAGUAGCGGAGCCGGUACCUGCAUCCACAACAACAUCAUCUUUUACUUUUGGAAAUACAUUGAAUUCAUCUGUUAGUGGGACAUUAUUUGGUGGGAGCGCCAGCAAACCCUUCGGCCGAUAA